This is a messenger RNA of Thermochaetoides thermophila DSM 1495, 1464 nucleotides long. NCBI's taxonomy places the organism in Eukaryota, Fungi, Ascomycota, Sordariomycetes, Sordariales, Chaetomiaceae. The record is from the annotation of a RefSeq genome assembly.
AUGCCAUCCUCCGCUUCAGCCACCUCCGGCCCGGCCUUGGGGCCAAACGCUCCGGGUCUCGGCCCAGUCAGGGCGAAGUUUGGCUGAUGUCUCAACGCUGGCCGUGAGUGCCGGCCUCCCGGCCUCAAGAUUCGUGUGACCACUGAACGCAAGUUCAAGUUCACACCCAAGCAAAAAUGGGUGAAGACGCCAAGGAGAUUGAUCUUUAUCGACGAGACCAAAACAGCAGCUCAAGAAGCCUCUUCAAGUCCAGACAGUGAUCUGGAGGAUCUGGAACCCUGGGAAUCCCCAAAGUCUUCCCCUUCCAAUCAUGCAAAUAAUCAGCGACUGCCACCGAACCAUGAAACCCAGGCAAUCACUCUUCGCCCUCAACAAUCGCCCUGUGAUCGUCCUCUACCACCUGCAAUCCCCCCUGUGCCUUCUACCCCUACCUGGCCGCUCACCCACGAGAGAGAUGUCUUCCUCUUCCGCCACUUCGUGGACAAACUGGCCAGUUGGGUACCGUACCCGACCAUCCCGUUGUUGGACCGUGUGCUUGACCUCUGCGAUCCAAAGAGAACUUUCGAGACCGAGGUACCGCAACGAGCAAGAGCCUCCCCUAUCCUAUUGAAUGCCAUAUUUGCUCUGUCGGCGCGCCAUCUUGGGCAGAUUCAGAAGAACCAGCAGUACGCCAUGCUCGCGGAUAACUACAAUGCUGCCUGUCUACGCGACCUUCGGCAACAGGUUGGCUCCGAGUCGACUGAAAACCUGUUUGCCGCCGCAAUCAUCCUUCAGGUAGUCGAAGAAAUAAAUCUUAACGCGCCUGUUGACCUCCCGGUGGGUGAUAAUGACACAGGUCACCUCAAGGGCAUGUCCAACUUCGUCCACAGUCUCUCUCCCCAGCCCGGCACUGUUGCUGCCGCCUCAUUCUGGGUUGGGCUGCGACAAAACAUCUAUGUCGCUGUUCGGAAGAAGCAGCAAGUGGCCAUAAACCUUGUCAACAGUCUAGUUGAUCGAUCGCUCGAGGGGACAGACGACUGCAGCUGGGCCAAUCGUGCUGUUGUUCACUGUGCAGAUGUGCUCAAUUUUUGUUACGGCCCAGGCCGAACCCGUGAGGAAGGGCAAGCUGAUCUGGAGCGUCUAAUGCGCUUGAACAAGGACUGGGGUAACCGUCGGCCGAAUUCGUUCGAUCCCGUUUACAAGCAGGACACGGAUUCUAAACUCAUAAGGAACACGCUACGAGAGGUGUGCGGCAUCGGGCUGAGCAAUCAAUGGACACCGCCUGGCAUGUUCACGGCCUGCAUGGCUAUUGAAGCCUUCGGCGACUACUUCCACGAACGUCAAUACCAGGAUGCCAUGAUCGAUUUACUCGGGAUAACUCAGCGAGAUCACGCACGACCCACGAGGGGCGUGAUCCAAGAGCUCUUCCAACGUUGGGGGCGGUCACCUCCUCAAAACUUGGCUCUAGAUCUGCGUUUGACUUAG